AUGGACCAAAAGGUAUCCUAGCAUUGGAUAUUUUGUUGUGCUCUUAGAGGUAGGAAGGAAAUAGCGAAGUCAGGUCAUUAUGAGAUAAAUCUAAAAAAGAUUGGAGAAACUAAUAGAGUGGAGGAAUUUUACAAUAAUCAUUGUUUUUUACAGAAAACAAGAACGUAAAAAGUGUUUAGAUGAACAGGGUGAAGUUAAUAACAAUAUUAUGAUGUUAUGAAAGGAUUAUAAACCAAUUGUGAAUAUUGUUUGAAUGGUAGAAUUUGGAUUAUCACUUUAAGAAAAAGGAAAAUGGAUUAUUGA
This is a messenger RNA of Paramecium octaurelia, 303 nucleotides long. Lineage: Eukaryota; Ciliophora; Oligohymenophorea; Peniculida; Parameciidae. The record is from the annotation of a GenBank genome assembly.